AAGUCUGGCAACACUGUGGCAGGCUAUCGUUUUUUACUAUUCUAUGAUAACUUGUUUAAUUUAGUAAUUCAGAAUGACUGUAUUCGACGAAAUAGAAAUCGAAGACUUCGAAUAUGACGACGAUGAAGAAACGUACUAUUAUCCUUGUCCUUGUGGAGAUCGAUUUGAAAUAAGUAAGGCAGAAUUAAUUGACGGCGAAGAAUUGGCGACUUGUCCCAGCUGUUCCCUCGUAGUCAAAGUUAUCUACGAUUUGGAAAAGUUCAAGGCAGAGGCCGAAGAAAUAAAAAAAGAAGGUGGUGACAAAGAGACAUUAAAAAUUUAAGAUACUGAAAAUUAGUUUAGUAGAAGUGAUUAACUAUGAUCAGUAAGUUUGAGAACUAAGAGGAAAGAAGACUAAAGAACUGAAGGACAAAAGGUAGGGCUUAGCCUUGAAAAGUGCUCAGACGACUUUGUCUUGUGAUUACAGUGUGUGAUACUCAUUAUUUUGUGAUUAUUUAUAACGUGUUGCUAUUAUAAUAAUUAAAAAAUAAGUUUUUGUGAAGUCCAUAUUAUAGUUUU
Hyposmocoma kahamanoa is the source of this 558-nucleotide messenger RNA. It is a transcript of the gene Dph3, whose product is annotated as DPH3 homolog. The transcript is spliced from 3 exons. The record is from RefSeq and is a predicted model, not a curated record. Lineage: Eukaryota; Metazoa; Arthropoda; Insecta; Lepidoptera; Cosmopterigidae. Bases 74 to 322 code for a protein of 82 amino acids. Gene Ontology annotation, molecular function: metal ion binding. Gene Ontology annotation, biological process: protein histidyl modification to diphthamide.